AUGGAUCCCAAUCUCGCGCUCGUUCAUGGCCCACAAGAGCCCCAACUAUGUCUCAAAACCAUGAAAGCUCUUAUCGAUGACCAGGCAUCUCUAUACGGGGAUUGUCCUGCGGUUGUGUUCCCCUGGCAGGCUGUACGGCUGUCAUAUCGCGAAUUGGCAGACCGAAGCAAAGUUCUAGCCAAGGCGAUGCUCGAGAUGGGACUGGAACAUGGCGACUGCGUGGGUAUCAUGGCGGGCAAUUGCUAUCAGUACAUUGAGGCUUUCCUUGGUGCUGCUCGAAUUGGGUGCCCUGUCGUUGUGUUGAACAAUACAUACACCCCUGCGGAACUUACGAAUGCCGUUCAGAGAAGUUCAUGCAAACUUGUUUUCCAUGCAACGAGUAUCGGCUCGCGAGACUUGAUGGGUCACAUCGCAACUCUGCAAGGAACGCAAUACCCAAACCCAGCGCUACCUGAAUUGCAACGCAUUGUUUCACUCGGCCCCAAGACACAAUCUGAUACCGGUGUUGAGGUUCAGCCCUACAAUACUUUUACAUCAAAUGGCCUCUCGGUGUUCAUGAGCAAUGCUACGCUCGAGCGUGCAGAGAGAAAAGUCACUCGUGACGAUGUGGUUAAUCUACAAUUCACCUCCGGUAAAUUGCGAACUCCGCUUGCACUUCGAGUACUAACCUUUCUUGAAGGAACUACGGGCUCUCCCAAAGCUGCAAUGCUCACCCAUACUAAUCUCAUCAAUAAUGCACAGUACAUCGGGGGAGCAAUGCAACUUACCCCAAAUGAUGUUGUAUGUUGCCCACCACCGAUGUUCCAUUGCUUUGGACUAGUCCUUGGCUUUCUCUCAUCCUUCUAUCGCGGAAGCUCCAUCGUGUUUCCAUCCGAUUACUUCGACGUCACAAAGGUAGUCGACGCCAUCAUCAACGAGGAUGCCACAGUCCUCCUUGGGGUUCCGACCAUGUACGUUGCCGAAUUGGAAGUCAUGGUUAAGACAGGGCAGCGACCUCGUCGACUACGGACCGGACUGGCGUCUGGCUCCACCGUUUCUCAAAAUCUAAUGGAACAGCUCCGGGAGACGAUGGGUGUGAAGAAAAUGCUGAUCGCCUACGGUAUGACGGAAACUAGUCCUGUCAGCUUCAUCACUUCGUUGGACGACAGCGAUGAAAAGGGCACGACAACAGUUGGUCGAGUCAUCCCGCAUACGGCUGCAAAGGUCAUUGAUGACAAGGGUCGGACCUUGCGCCGAGGACAGCGGGGUGAGUUAUGUACCAGUGGGUUUCUGCUACAGAAAGGAUAUUGGAAGAAUGAGGAAAAGACUAGAGAGGUGAUGCGGAGAGACGAGAAUGGGGUGUUGUGGAUGCACACUGGAGAUGAAGCCAUGAUCGACACCGAUGGGUACGCCCAUAUCACCGGUCGCAUCAAAGAUCUGAUAAUUCGGGAGAUUCAGCAAUUUGUUGGGGAACAGUUGGGCCGUCACAAAACCCCCAAGCAUGUAUUCUGGCUUGGUGACGCAGGAGUGGGUGAGGACUUCCCCAAAACUGGCAGUGGUAAGCAUCAAAAGCAUAUGAUGCGAGAUAUUGGUAAUCGAUUGGUCGGCACAAUAAGGGCAAAGCUUUAG
Messenger RNA from Penicillium brevicompactum, 1608 nucleotides. RefSeq lists its product as uncharacterized. The record is from RefSeq and is a predicted model, not a curated record. Gene Ontology annotation, biological process: fatty acid metabolic process. Bases 1 to 1608 code for a protein of 535 amino acids. Gene Ontology annotation, molecular function: medium-chain fatty acid-CoA ligase activity. NCBI's taxonomy places the organism in Eukaryota, Fungi, Ascomycota, Eurotiomycetes, Eurotiales, Aspergillaceae. The transcript is spliced from 4 exons.